This is a messenger RNA of Lingula anatina, 1081 nucleotides long. Its product is annotated as sulfotransferase 1B1. The record is from RefSeq and is a predicted model, not a curated record. Lineage: Eukaryota; Metazoa; Brachiopoda; Lingulata; Lingulida; Lingulidae. Gene Ontology annotation, molecular function: sulfotransferase activity.
CAUGUAGGCCUACCUGUCCAGCUGACACAAUGGUGUAUGCGUCACUCAGAAAUUUCUUUCGCACAAUAUAUCUCCUUGUUAUGGACUUGUACCACUUUCCCGAAGUUCGGGGUAUGUUUAAGGCCAUGAUUGGAGAAAAAUAGGAAAGACGAUAAAGUUAAUGGACAGCGAGGGGAAUGGCCUGGCUGCAGUCGAAGUUAAAGGAGUCCACUUACCGCUGUUUCCUCUUGUAGAAAGUAACAUUAACAAUAUUGACAAGUUUCACGCUCGUGGGGAUGAUGUUUUGAUAGUGAAUUGGCCUAAAUCAGGAACACAUUGGGUGUAUGAAGUGGUCAAACUGCUCAUGACGGGACGGGAAGAACUCACUGACAGCAUAAAAGAAGGCACCAUGUUCCCGGAGGCGUGCGCUGUAGAGUCCCUGGAAAAACUGCCGUCGCCGAGGAUUUUAGAUACACACGUGCCGCUGAAGCUGUUUCCAGAUGAAGCAUUGAAGAAAUCAAUGAUUAUAUACAUACUACGGAAUCCAAAGGACGCCUUCGUGUCUGGAUAUCAUCAUAGGAAAAACUUGAAAGGCGGAACAUCAUAUUGUGGAACUUGGAAUGGGUACUUUGACUUAACCAUAGACGAAAACGCAUGUUCACACCAGCUACACUUUUCCCUAGCGCGGAGACUGCUUUUUGUGCACACACAGGACCUUAAGAAAGAGGUACGCCGCGUUGCAGAAUUUCUAGGUUAUCCCAAAUCCGAAGAGGUCUACGAUAAUGUGACUAAAAAGUGCUCUUUUGGGCACAUGAAGAAAGCAAAAAAAGAGCCGAAAUUUUUCUGGAAGCCAGGAGACAGCAUGUACAGAAAAGGUAUUGUUGGUGACUGGAAGAACCAUUUCACUGUAGCGCAAAACGAAAAAUUUAACGCCAUCUUCAACGAGAUGCGAAAUAAACUUAGAGUGAGCGUUGACUUUGAGCUUUGAAGAAUGUAUUUGGGCCAAUAAUUUACCAGUAUAGGUCAAUGGCACGUUUUCAUAAUUGUUCAUCUAGGGAUUUUAAGAUGUUUUCUACAAUACUUUCGCACCAAAUCUAAUUUU